Messenger RNA from Somion occarium, 752 nucleotides. Lineage: Eukaryota; Fungi; Basidiomycota; Agaricomycetes; Polyporales; Cerrenaceae. The record is from the annotation of a GenBank genome assembly.
GGUACGCAGUGUAAAGAAGUCGUGUUGCUUUCAGAUAUUGCGGUAGAUAAUGGGCUUCUUUGCUUCUUCGGCUAAGCUUUUCUCUCAGACACAUGCAUUCAGAUGGGACGUACCCUAGUUCUUUUGCGACGGUGUGCAAGGAAUACUACUGCGAACCACUAUUUCAACGGACCGUGAUAGAUGUGAACCCUAGAUUCUGCUGCAGCCACCAGCAGCCACCCGAGGUCCAAAUGGGUGCAUUGCAAUUGGCUGAAGUCCUUGCUCUGCUUCUGACCUGGAUAGGUCGAAAUCUGGGAAUGGGUCGCGAGGUGACCCAUAAAUACCAGACUGAUCUUCGGUGGUUCCAGGAUAUCUCUGCUGCUGUCAACCUUCAUCAUUCCCAGGAGCUUUCUUCCUGGCACACAUACUUAUCUUCUGCAUUCUCUAAAUAUUGCCCUGCAGGUGGAAAUCACCUAUCGUCGGAAUGCCCAGUUCUAUCGUCAAGAGAAAACUCGUGCAUUCGAGACUGGCUUCUGAUUCUACUGCUUUGGAUAGUUCUAUAUCGGUUGCGUCUAAAUUCAAGUUCAGCCCGGGGCACGGUGACCAUCCCAAUCUUAGAUCAAUGAUCACCGUGAGUGCUGCACCGAAACUUAAACUAGUGUUUACACAGGGCCUGACAUGGAUUGGGCCUGCACUCUCAUCAAUAUGUUCAGUUUCCGCACAUCACAGUACUACAGUAGUGGAUACCAAACUCUUACGGUAGCAUUUUCAAG